Messenger RNA from Topomyia yanbarensis, 1487 nucleotides. RefSeq names its product facilitated trehalose transporter Tret1-like. Lineage: Eukaryota; Metazoa; Arthropoda; Insecta; Diptera; Culicidae. The transcript has 3 exons. Gene Ontology annotation, molecular function: sugar transmembrane transporter activity. The record is from RefSeq and is a predicted model, not a curated record. Gene Ontology annotation, biological process: carbohydrate transport; transmembrane transport. The coding region runs from base 44 to 1474 and encodes 476 amino acids. Gene Ontology annotation, cellular component: membrane.
AAAACAGAUAUGCACUUCGAUAGUGACUAUCGGAUGAAACAGGAUGCACCGCAGCAAGGCUACGUUUCGAGAGUUCAUGGUCGCAGCUGUUGCAAGCCUCUCCGGCGUCGCCAUGGGUUUGGCGCUCGGGUGGCCAUCGCCAAUGUUCCGUAAGCUGACGGAGGUCAACCUGGAAGACAAUCCCGUUGGUUACGUUAUCGAGGAAUCCGAGCAAUCCUGGAUCAAUUCGGUACUGGCAAUUGGUGGAUUCUUCGGGCCAUUUUUAGCGGGAUACAUUGCGGAUCGGGCAGGACGAAAGAUCGCUCAUUUACUCAGUAGUGUUAUCCACAUUGUUGGCUGGAUAAUGCUGCUGACGGCGAAUAAUGUGGCACUCAUGAUCGCCGCCCGUUUCGUGCUGGGAUUCGGAAACGGAUACAUCCUGAUCACGCUGACUAUAUACGUUGGUGAAAUCGCUAGCGACAAGUACCGAGGAAUUCUUGGAUCAUUUCUGCAGAUUGGUCAAACUGUUGGUAUUCUGUACGUUUACUGUAUUGGUCCGUACGUUCCGUACUCCUCAUUCCAGUGGAUCUGUUGUGCGGUUCCGAUCGCGUUCGCCCUCGGUUUUAUCUACAUGCCGGAGACUCCUCACUAUUUCGCGUCGAAAGGCCUAUUCAAUAAGGCUACCGAAUCGUUGAUGUAUCUUCGGGACGCUACAGCAGAAGAAGUCCAACCGGAUCUUGAAUGCGUCAAGCAGUACCUUCAUCAAGAACAGGAACAGCAAAAGUCUAAUGCAUUACGGAAGCUCUUCACACAGCGGUCGAACCAGAAAGCUAUCUUCAUAAGCUUCUGUUUGUUAUCGUUCCAACAGUGGACAGGAAUCGACUGUAUUCUGUCUAACAGCGAGUUAAUCUUUGAUAAGGCUCGUAUAUCACUUUCCGCAGAUAUCUCCACUAUCAUCAUUGGAGUCGUCCAGGUCGUUUGCUGUCUUAUCACUUUGCUAUUCGUAGAUCGCGUUGGCCGAAAACCGGUUCUGAUGUGGUCCUCGUUGGGACUCACCGUAUCACUCGGUUUGCUCGGAGCAUAUUUCCUGCUGGAACCGAUGGGUGUUCCAUCGCAGCACAUUAGCUGGAUUCCGCUAACCGGAAUGAUCGCAUUCAUUGCCAUCUACAAUUUUGGCUUCGGUCCGGUUCCCUGGGCUAUUGCCGCGGAGAUUUUUGCGUACGACUUGAAACCUCUAGGCAACACGAUUAACGUGUCCGUAACGUGGGUGUUGGAUUUCCUGGCGUUACGAUUCUUUCUGUUGAUCAGCGAGGCUUGGGGGUUCCAGUGGGCGUUCUGGAUAUUUGCGAUCGUUUGUGCUGCGGCAUUCAGCUUCACGCUGAUUUUCGUCGUGGAAACCAAGGGAUUAAGCCUGCAGGAGAUUCAGGAACGACUCGGCGAACCAUCGAAGAGAAAGGGUAAGUCAUCAGGUGUUAGCAAUAAAGGCGGGAUUUAGUAAUCAUUAUCAA